Molecule: messenger RNA, 2697 nt
Organism: Saccoglossus kowalevskii
Lineage: Eukaryota; Metazoa; Hemichordata; Enteropneusta; Harrimaniidae
Product: flocculation protein FLO11-like
Source: RefSeq, a predicted model, not a curated record
AUGUCGAACAAUCUGAUGAUAUUGGUCUUUGUUAUUGGUGUAUGCAUUAACCCAGAAAACACGUUUCUUAGUGAAGCUGUAACUACCAUAGAACCAACAACAGACAUUACUACUGAAGCUUUAACUACCAUGGACCCAACAACAGACUUCAUUACUGAAGCUUUAACUACCAUGGAUCCAACAACAGACUUCACUACUAAAGCUGAAACUACCAGAGAACCAACAACAGACUUCACUACUGAAGCUUUAACUACCAUGGACUCAACAACAGACUUCACUACUAAAGCUGAAACUACAAUGGAACCAACAACAGACUUCACUACUGAAGCUUUAACUACCAUGGACUCAACAACAGACUUCACCACUGAAGCUUUAACUACCAUGGACCCAACAACGGACCUCACUUCUGAAGCUGAAACUACCAGAAAACCAACAACAGACUUCACUACUGAAGCUGUAACUACCAUGGAACCAACAACAGACUUCACUACUGAAGCUUUAACUACCAUGGACUCAACAACAGACUUCACUACUAAAGCUGAAACUACAAUGGAACCAACAACAGACUUCACUACUGAAGCUUUAACUACCAUGAACUCAACAACAGACUUCACUACUAAAGCUGAAACUACAAUGGAACCAACAACAGACUUCACUACUGAAGCUUUAACUACCAUGGACUCAACAACAGACUUCACUACUGAAGCUUUAACUACCAUGGACUCAACAACAGACUUCACUACUAAAGCUGAAACUACAAUGGAACCAACAACAGACUUCACUACUGAAGCUUUAACUACCAUGGAUCCAACAACAGACUUCCCCACUGAAGCUUUAACUACUAUGGACCCAACAACAGACCUCACUACUAAAGCUGUAACCACCAUGGAACCAACAACAGACUUCACUACUGAAGCUGUAACUACCAUGGAACCAACAACAGACUUCACUACUGAAGCUUUAACUACUAUGGACCCAACAACAGACCUCACUACUAAAGCUGUAACCACCAUGGAACCAACAACAGACUUCACUACUGAAGCUUUAACUACCAUAGAUCCAACAACAGACCUCACUAUUGAAGCUGUAACCACCAUGGAACCAACAACAUACUUCACUACUGAAGCUUUAACUACCAUGGACCCAACAACAGACUUCACUACUGAAGCUGAAACUACAAUGGAACCAACAACAGACUUCACUACUGAAGCUUUAACUACCAUGGACCCAACAACAGACUUCACUACUGAAGCUUUAACUACCAUGGACCCAACAACAGACUUCACUACUGAAGCUUUAACUACCACGGACCCAACAACAGACUUCACCACUGAAGCUAAAACUACCAUGGACCCAACAACAGACUUCACUACUGAAGCUUUAAAUACCAUGGACCCAACAACAGACCUCACUACUAAAGCUGAAACUACUAUGGACCCAACAACAGACCUCACUACUGAAUCUAUAACUACCAUGGAACCAACAACAGACUUCACUACUGAAGCUUUAACUACCAUGGACCCAACAACAGACUUCACUACUGAAGCUUUAUCUACCACAGACCCAACAACAAACUUCACUACUGAAGCUAAAACUACCAUGGAACCAACAACAGACAUUACUACUGAAGCUUUAACUACCAUGGACCCAACAGCAGACUUCAUUACUGAAGCUUUAACUACCAUGGACCCAACAACAGACCUCACUACUGAAGCUGAAACUACCAGAGAACCAACAACAGACUUCACUACUGAAGUUGUAACUACCAUGAACCCAACAAUAGACGUUACUACUGAAGCUUUAACUACCAUGGACCCAACAACAGACUUCCCCACAGACCUCACUAUUAAAGCUGUAACCACCAUGGAACCAACAACAGACUUCACUACUGAAGCUUUAACUACCAUGGACCCAACAACAGACUUCCCCACUGAAGCUUUAACUACCAUGGAUCCAACAACAGACCUCACUAUUGAAGCUGUAACCACCAUGAACCCAACAACAGACUUCACUACUGAAGCUUUAACUACCAUGGAUCCAACAACAGACUUCACUACUGAAGCUUUAACUACCACGGACCCAACAACAGACUUUACAACUGAUGCUAAAACUACCAUGGAACCAUCAACAGACGUUACUACUGAAGCUUUAACUACCAUGGACCCAACAACAGACUUCACUACUGAAGCUUUAAAUACAAUGGACCCAACAACAUACCUCACUACUGAAGCUGAAACUACCAUGGACCAAACAACAGACGUCACUACUGAAGCUGUAACUACCAUGGAACCAACAACAGACUUCACUACUGAAGCUUUAACCACCAUGGACCCAACAACAGACUUCACUACUGAAGCUUUAAAUACAAUGGACCCAACAACAUACCUCACUACUGAAGCUUUAACUACCAUGGAACUAACAACAGAAGUCACUACUGAAGCUUUAACUACCAUGGAACCAACAACAGACCUCACUUCUGAAGCUUUAACUACCAUGGACCCAACAACGGACCUCACUACUGAAGCUGAAACUACCAUGGUCCCAACCAUAGACGUCACUACUAAAGCUGAAACUACCAUGAAACCAACAACAGAAGUCACUACUGAAGCUUUAACUACCAUGGACUCAACAACAGACUUCACUACUGAAGCUUUAACUACCAUGGAACCAACAACAGACCUCACUACUGAACUUUAA